AUGACUACCGUGGCAUCCGCGUCGGUGAUGCAUGACCACGAGGCCGAGAAGGAAUCGAAGGCAGAGAACAGCCCUUCGCGAUUCACAGCAGUUAAUGGCAAAGAAUCGUUGGGCAGUGGCACAGCCACUCCUAUCACAAGCACAAGCAGGAUCUCUGCGCGUGAGAAUCCGACUCUAGAGAGUUCCGCCUCUGACCGAACCCCGAAAAAUGGUGCUCAUGCUCCUUCGCGACACGAUGAGUCUCCGAGGAAUCCUGGGUAUGCAGAGCGGGAUAGCGCCGAAUGCGACCAGGAUGACCAACGAUCACGCCGUUCAUUUUCUUCCGCAGAACCCCUCGGCAGAAGUAAGCGCAAGAGAUCGGAUUCAAGAGAAGAGCAUGAAGGCCACAGUAUAUCUCAUAAGGCACCUAGGAGCCCAGACCCACGCCCAGACGACAGCAUAGCAUCAAGCAUUCAGCCGUCUCCGUCGAACGGCGUUGUAACAUCUCAAGGAGAAUCCGAUGUCAAACAGACGCCUACUCAUUCUCGACUGGACGAAAACGGCGACAUUCGCACAACAUUAACAGGCACAGCGUGGAAUGAGAUCGAUUCUCAGUUAAUUAAGCAAGCACAGCGUGCGCAGCAUCUCGAUGCUACGGACGCCCAACUGGCAGAAGCGCUUCAGCGAGAGGCCAAUGGUCAUGAGUCGCCGAAAGGUUGGAGCACUAGCAACCGUCCAACGGAAAGUUCUGUGCAAAGUGAACAGUCCGCCUCGAUGCCAAUAAUUUCACAGGAGCGGGCACACCCUGCUGUUCAGGUCGCACCAAAACGAAAACGUGUUUUUAGUAAUCGAACCAAAACCGGCUGCAUGACUUGCAACAAUUGCAUCAGGGGAGGAUUCUUGUGCGAAGGCUACUCGUCUCGGAGCACAUGGCAGAAGCCGUCACCCUCAAAGCCACCUGUACCUCUACAAUCGAAAGAGGGUUACAACGAAAUAGGUAGUCAAUAUAUGCAUGAUAUCAACCAACCACAUGAAAGGCCCCCAGCCUUGACGGAACAUAUAGAAACCAGCAAGAUGAGACCGAUCGUCGUUGAGGAUGCCGACCGUUCUACUUCCCAAUUCAGCACCAGUCCAACAGGCGUUAAUUCUGGUCGUGGUUGGACUAAGCGGACAUGGGGAGGAAGCAACCAUCCGGCGUAUAUGCCGGAUCAUCUAACGAAGUCAGACUACCGCGAUGUUCCAUCGAUUCAUGAGCUAUCUCGGGAGGGCCACUCGAAGUCAGAUUAUGCCAUUGUACCGCCAAUCAGGGAACUCUCUCACGGCAACCAUCCAAAGUCAGGUGCUUCCCUGUUCCAGAGUGGGAUCGAUCAACGACCGGCACACAGCAGCAAUUUAGAUACCAGCAGUCCGCAGGCUCAGGCACGCAUGGCUUUAAGUAUUGAACAUCAGCUGUCUGCACGGACCGUAUCCGGGGAGGAAACGGAGAAAGAGAAAAUGAUGCGCGGCGAGCUUUACCGGCCCUACGAUGUUCAACUUGUAGAGGAAAGGGACCGUUGUAAGGCUGCCUUAUGGAGGUUCAACAAUGCGUGCAACCCAGUAUCGGGGCUUAGCACUAAGGAACAAAUGCGCCUGCUCAGAGAAGUUUUUAUCCCCCCUGUCUCGGCAUCCAAUACCCCUUCUGGCGCUUCCACAUCCCGUUCUUCUGGGACGAUUGGCCAAGGUGCAAUUGUUGAGGCACCUUUUCACUGUCAUUAUGGUUACAAUGUGCACCUAGGUGAAGACGUUAUGAUUUCCGAGGACUGCCUUUUUGUGGAUGACUGCCCCAUUACCAUUGGAGCGCACACGUGGAUCGGUCCUCGAGUCACGAUAAUCAGUUCGACAGCUCAUGCAAAUAUGCAAGAACGCAAAGGCUCGCAGAGUCGCUAUCAAGGGCGCUCCGUUGCUAUUGAGGAAGAUUGCUAUGUUGGCGCUGGCUGUACGAUUUACCCUGGUGUCCGUCUUCGCCGCGGUGCAUACGUUGCUCCAGGUGAGGUGGUAAAGUCCGAUAUAGUAGCCUAUGGCUUUCAGGGGUUGAAGCCUGGGUAUAUGUGA
Molecule: messenger RNA, 2070 nt
Organism: Aspergillus aculeatus ATCC 16872
Lineage: Eukaryota; Fungi; Ascomycota; Eurotiomycetes; Eurotiales; Aspergillaceae
Exons: 2
Coding region: 1-2070 (689 amino acids)
Molecular function (GO): acetyltransferase activity
Source: RefSeq, a predicted model, not a curated record